Molecule: messenger RNA, 1221 nt
Organism: Lachnellula hyalina
Lineage: Eukaryota; Fungi; Ascomycota; Leotiomycetes; Helotiales; Lachnaceae
Product: putative J domain-containing protein
Exons: 3
Coding region: 1-1221 (406 amino acids)
Cellular component (GO): endomembrane system
Source: RefSeq, a predicted model, not a curated record
AUGAGGGUAUCCUUCUUUACCGUGGCCGUACUGGCUACCUUGAUUGCCGUGGUUGCAGCAUGGAGCAAAGAAGUUCAUACCCCAGACCAAGAAAUCUUCCGUCUACGAGAUGAAGUCGAGACCUCUGAAGGACCCGGCAUCUCCUUCUACGAUUUCCUAGAUAUCACUCCCUCUGCGAACCAAGACGAAAUCAACAAAGCCUACCGCAAGAAGUCGCGUCUUCUUCACCCCGAUAAAGUCAAGCAACAAUUCAUUGCUGAGAAAUCUACUGGCAAGGACAAACCCAAAGGCAAGAAGCCAGGCGUUCAUGUCUCCAAAGGCCCAUCCAAAACAGAGAUUGCCACCGCAGCCAAAGCAGCUAGCGACCGAUUUGCGCGCCUGGGUAUAGUGACUAACAUUCUUCGAGGCUCUGGCAGAGAGCGCUACGAUCACUUCCUCAGCAAUGGCUUCCCCAAGUGGAAGGGUACCGGUUACUACUAUGCGCGCUUCAGACCUGGUCUUGGCAUGGUGUUGACUGGCUUGUUUAUUACUGUUGGUGGAGGUGGACAUUGGCUUGCGCUUUACAUGAGCUGGAAGAGACAGCAGGAGUUUGUGGGGAGAUAUAUCAGAUUCGCGAGACAUGCUGCUUGGGGUGAUAAUUUGAACAUUCCUGGAUUGGAUGGCACCUCGACACCGCCCGUCUCAACUGCCGCAGAUCAUUCGGAUCCUUCUGCUCAACCCAUCAACAGAAGACAGAGGAGGAUGCAGGAGAAGGAUGCUAAGAAGGACAACAAAUCCGAGAAGAAAACCAAGGGCAUCAAGGCUGCGAAGGCAUCACCUGCUGCUACACCUCCUGUUGGCGCCACUGGACCUAGGAAGCGUGUUGUGGCUGAGAACGGAAAGAUUCUUGUCGUUGACUCAGCUGGAAACGUGUACCUCGAGCAGGCAAAUGAAGAUGGCCAGGCCCAAGAGUACUUACUCGACCCCAACGAACUCGAAAGGCCAACAAUCAAAGAUACAGCUCUCAUCCGUGUCCCCCUCUGGGCUUUCGACCGCAUCGCCGGCAAAUUUCUACGCAAGGCACCUACUUUUGCCGAGGACGAUGAAAAGGAAGAGGAAGUGGUUGAGUCCAGCAGCUCUGGUGCUGAUGAUUUCGAGGUCUUGGAGAAGGUCAAGACAACUGCGCAGAAUGGAACUGGAAAGGCGACAAAGAGGAGUAAGAAGACUGCUCGUGGUCGGUAG